Cheilinus undulatus (humphead wrasse) is the source of this 1802-nucleotide messenger RNA. It is a transcript of the gene sst3b, whose product is annotated as somatostatin receptor type 5. The transcript is spliced from 3 exons. NCBI's taxonomy places the organism in Eukaryota, Metazoa, Chordata, Actinopteri, Labriformes, Labridae. The coding region runs from base 108 to 1619 and encodes 503 amino acids. Gene Ontology annotation, biological process: neuropeptide signaling pathway. The record is from RefSeq and is a predicted model, not a curated record. Gene Ontology annotation, cellular component: neuron projection; membrane. Gene Ontology annotation, molecular function: somatostatin receptor activity; neuropeptide binding.
CUCUACUGAUGCUGCUCUGAAAAUCAACGUAGAAAUACUGAGGACAGCCGACCAGUCACUGAUGGGACCGUAUCCACACCCACUACCUCGUAUUCCUAAGUGUCUCCAUGGAGCUCAUCCAGGCCACCCAGCUUUCCUUGUUGCCUCAGGAUGCCCAUACAGCUGCCUGGAGCAACUACUCCAAUCCCCCAUCCUCCUAUUUCCUGCUCCUUUCCACUCCAUCUGAUCUGUUCCAGGACGUCAGUGACAGAGGCAGCUCCCUUUUCUUUAACAACACCUGCCAGAACUGCACCAAACGACAGCCAGAGUCCCUUCCUGGCUGGGCUGGGAUCUUCAUUCCUCUCAUCUAUGGGAUAGUUUGUGUAGUUGGCCUUGUUGGCAACACUCUGGUCAUCCAUGUGAUUGUAAAUUACACCAAGAACGAGUCAGUCACCAAUAUCUACAUCCUGAACUUAGCCAUUGCAGACGAGCUCUUCAUGCUGGGCCUGCCCUUCCUGGCGGUGCAGAACGCUCUCCUCUCUUGGCCCUUUGGCUCUCUAAUGUGCCGCGUGGUCAUGACAGUGGACGCAAUCAACCAGUUCACCAGUAUCUUCUGUCUGACUGUGAUGUCAGUUGACCGCUACCUGGCUGUCGUGCACCCAAUCCGCUCUUUCUGGUGGCGGCGGCCCCGAGUGGCCAAGGCCAUCAGUGCCACUGUGUGGGCUGGGUCCUUCGUGGUGGUGCUGCCGGUGGUGGUGUUUGCUGACGUGCUGAAGGAUGAUGGAAACUGUAGUAUUGUGUGGCCUGAGCCCGCAGAAGUAUGGAAGACGUCUUUUAUUGUGUACACAUGCACCAUGGGCUUCUUCUGCCCACUGCUGGUCAUCUGCUUGUGUUACCUGUUGAUCGUCAUUAAGGUACGAAGUGUUGGAAAACGAGCACAGGCCACGUCCUCCCGCCGCAGGAAGUCCGAGCGUAAAAUCACCAGGAUGGUCGUAGUCGUUGUGGCUGUUUUUGUCCUUUGCUGGCUACCAUUUUACGCUCUGAACAUAGUCAACCUCCUGGUGGUCCUGCCUGGGGACUUGAGGGGGGUCUACUUUUUUGUUGUUGUGCUCUCUUACGCCAACAGCUGCGCCAACCCGAUUCUGUAUGGAUUUCUGUCCGACAACUUCAAGCGAGGCUUCAAGAAAGCCCUGUGCGGCGCCUCACGUCAGAUAAAGAACAACGACAGGGCCGGCACUGAGGUGCAGAGACCAACAGAGGAGUGGGCCGGCAUCGCUCUCCAAGUACAGCAAAAUGAAGGAGUCAUAGGCGCACAUAGAAAAGAUGGUGAUGAAAAGAUAGACGAGGGAGACAUCAGUGGAACAGGAGGGGCCGUGCAGAUGAGCGAUGUUUGUAAAACGUCACAAAAUGGGAAAAGCAGUGUAGUGACUGAGGGGUCAAAGACACAGGCUGUGCAAAGGGGGAAGCCUGAGCCUGAAAACUCCAGUCAGUGUGCCAAACAUGGAGAAACAACCGGUGAAGGCCCAGACUUUGAACCUGCAGAGGCAGUGUCCUCUUUUGCAAGCAAGAGUGGAAACAGCAGGUCACAGAACGAAGGAUUCCUGGACAAAAACUCAGUUUUGGAAAUAAGUUAUCUGUAACAGAUGGUGACACAUUUUCAUUUUAUUUUGUUAGAUGUCAUUUGAAGUGUAUUGUGUGAAGAGAUUUUGCUAUAAAGCCCACCAUGGUGGGUUGAUUAUUAGAUUAUGAGUGGUUUAACAUUUUACAAUGAGUGCAUUUACAUCAGUGGUUCUCAACUGUUCCCACCACUACCUCCGUAAUGA